AUGCGCAAGACCGUCAGCAAGGUCGCUGACAACCUGAGCCAGUGGUACGGCCCGGAUCGCAGCCUCUUCCUCGGCCCGUUCAGCGCGCCGCCCGCGUACCUGAAGGGCGAGUUCCCCGGCGACUACGGGUGGGACACGGCGGGGCUGUCGUCGGACCCCGAGACGUUCGCCAAGAACCGCGAGCUGGAGGUGAUUCACUCGCGCUGGGCCAUGCUCGGCGCGCUUGGCAUCGUCUUCCCUGAGCUGCUGGCGCGCAACGGCGUGCCGCUGCAAGAGGCGGUGUGGUUCAAGGCGGGCGCGCAGAUCUUCUCCGAGGGCGGGCUCGACUACCUGGGCAACCCCGCGCUCAUCCACGCGCAGAGCAUCCUCGCCACGCUCACCGUUCAGGUGGCGCUCCCCUUCCUACGCUCGCGGUCAAUGUGCGCUCUGUUAUUCUUUCUUCCUCACAUAUCUUGCUUUGGCCCCACCGUGGUGCUGCUGGGCGCGGUGGAGAGCUACCGCGUGGGCGGUUUGGAGGGGUUCCAGGAGGUGGAGGAUCCGAUCUACCCGGGCGGCGCGUUCGACCCGCUGGGGCUGGCGGACGAUCCCGACGCGGCGGCGGAGCUGAAGGUGAAGGAGCUCAAGAACGGGCGCCUCGCGCAGGUGUCGGCGCUGGGCUUCUUCGUGCAGGCCAUCGUGACGGGCAAGGGGCCCCUCGAGAACCUCGCGGACCACCUCGCCGACCCCACCGCCAACAACGCGUGGGCGUACGCUCAGAACUUUGUGCCCGGCGCGUAG
Messenger RNA from Closterium sp. Naga37s-1, 777 nucleotides. The record is from the annotation of a GenBank genome assembly. Lineage: Eukaryota; Viridiplantae; Streptophyta; Zygnematophyceae; Desmidiales; Closteriaceae.